Trichosurus vulpecula (common brushtail) is the source of this 873-nucleotide messenger RNA. Its product is annotated as nitric oxide synthase-interacting protein-like. The transcript has a single exon. Lineage: Eukaryota; Metazoa; Chordata; Mammalia; Diprotodontia; Phalangeridae. Gene Ontology annotation, cellular component: nucleus. The coding region runs from base 1 to 873 and encodes 290 amino acids. Gene Ontology annotation, molecular function: ubiquitin protein ligase activity. The record is from RefSeq and is a predicted model, not a curated record.
AUGACCCGCCAUGGGAAGAACUGCACCGCAGGCGCCGUGUACACCUACCACGAGAAGAAAAAAGACACCGCGGCCUCGGGCUAUGGGACCCAGACCGUGCGCCUGAGUCGGGAUGCCAUCAAGGACUUCGACUGCUGCUGCCUGUCGCUGCAACCCUGCCGUGACCCCGUCGUGACCUCCGACGGCUUCCUGUACGAGCGCGCCGCGAUCCUCGAGUACAUCCUGCACCGGAAGCGGGAGAUGGCCCGGCAGGCCAAGGCCUACGAGAAGCAGCGCGGGGCCCAGCAGGAGGAGCGGCGCCAACUGGGCCGCGCGGCCGCCCAGGACCAGCUCCGGCGCUUCUUGGAGAAGGAGGCGGCCAUCGUGAGCCGUCCCCUCGACCCCUUCAUCCCGCGAGCAGGGGCCGAUCCAGCCCCCAGAGCCGAGGACGGACAACCGGAGAAGGCCGAGGAGCUGCCCAGUUUCUGGAUCCCGUCCCUGACCCCCGAAGCCAAGGCGGACAAGUUGGAGAAGCCGUCGCGAGUCGUGAGGUGUCCUAUGUCCGGGAAACCUUUGCGCAUGUCGGAGCUCACGGCCGUCCACUUCACGCCCGCGGACGGCGCCGCGGACAGAGCGGGGAGGGAGCGCUACGUGUGCGCGGUCACCCGGGAUGGCCUGAGCAACGCCACGCCGUGCGCUGUCCUGCGGCCGUCAGGGGCCGUGGUGACCGUGAAGUGCGUGGAGCGUCUGAUCCGUAGGGACAUGGUGGACCCGGUCAGCGGGGCCCCACUCACCGACAAGGACAUCAUCCUGCUCCAGAGGGGCGGCACGGGCUUUGCAGCUUCCGGGGUGCAGCUGGAGGCAAAGAAGGCCUUCCCUGCCAUGCAGGCCUGA